This is a messenger RNA of Leptosia nina, 504 nucleotides long. The record is from the annotation of a GenBank genome assembly. Lineage: Eukaryota; Metazoa; Arthropoda; Insecta; Lepidoptera; Pieridae.
AUGGUUGCAAAACCUGUCCCGCCUAAACGACCUCCCCACCCACCACAACACUAUACCGGACUAAUCAAAGAUCCAAAUGUACGAGUACCAUCAGUAUUACCGCCAAUAAAUAAAAAUCCUAGCGCAUUUGAAAGUGAGUUCCACAAAUUCAUGACGAGUAGUCAAAGUGAGGCAGUUAGUCUGUCAAACAAGAAAAAUUCACAGAGAGAAAGCAAACCUCAAAACGUACCAGUUAAUCAGGAAUAUCCCCCAAAAACCGUUCCAGCUCCAAUAGGACAAUACAAUGACAAUAUUUUCUUGGAAGCUCCUCUAGAUUACCGAACUUACCAGACGCAAAGGUUGCCAGGGACACCAUCACAAAAUUAUAAUCCUCCCCCAGAAAGAAGUCCGUGGCAGUCAGAUUACUACAUCCAUAAUAUGCAAAAUAACCCAUAUGAACAAAUGACUACUCACCCCUACUACAGAAGUCCCUACCAAACACCGUGGUACGGUUAUCAGAAAUAG